CCGGAGGCCGUGAUCUGAGCGGGCGGCCCGGUGGGGGCCGCUGCAUGGCGGCGCACUGAGGCUCCGGCUCCGGCUCUGGCUCCUCGGGGCGUGGCGUGGCGGCGGCCGGGGUGAUGCUGCUCAAGCUCCUGCAGAGACAGACCUAUACCUGCCUGUCCCACAGGUAUGGGCUCUACGUCUGCUUCGUGGGCGUCGUAGUCACCAUCGUCUCCGCCUUCCAGUUCGGCGAGGUGGUUCUGGAAUGGAGCCGGGAUCAAUACCACGUUUUGUUUGAUUCCUACAGAGACAAUGUUGCUGGAAAGUCCUUUCAGAAUCGGCUCUGUCUGCCCAUGCCGAUCGACGUGGUAUACACCUGGGUGAAUGGCACCGACCUUGAACUACUGAAGGAACUGCAUCAAGUCAGGGAACAGAUGGAAGAGGAGCAGAAAGCUAUGAGAGAAAUCCUUGGGAAGAACACAACAGAACCAACUAAGAAGAGUGAGAAGCAGCUGGAAUGCUUGCUGACACACUGCAUUAAAGUGCCAAUGCUUGUCCUGGACCCAGCCCUGCCGGCCAACGUCACACUGAAGGACCUGCCAUCACUUUACCCUUCUUUUCAUCUUGCCAGCGACGUAUUCAAUGUUGCAAAACCAAAAAACCCUUCGACUAAUGUUUCAGUUGUUGUUUUCGAUAGUACUAAGAAUGUUGAAGAUGCCCAUGCUGAAACCUUUAAGGGAAACAGCAAACAGACAGUUUGGAGGGGCUAUUUGACCACAGAUAAAGAAGUCCCUGGGCUAGUGCUAAUGCAAGAUUUGGCUUUCCUGAGUGGGUUUCCACCGACCUUCAAGGAGACAAAUCAACUAAAAGCAAAAUUGCCAGAAAAUCUUUCUUCUAAAAUAAAACUGUUGCACCUGUACUCAGAGGCCAGUGUAGCACUCCUAAAAUUGAACAACCCCAAAGAUUUCCAAGAACUGAAUAAGCAGACUAAGAAGAACAUGACCAUCGAUGGGAAAGAACUGACCCUAAGUCCUGCGUAUUUAUUAUGGGAUCUGAGUGCCAUCAGCCAGUCCAAGCAGGAUGAAGAUGUUUCUGCUAGCCGUUUUGAAGAUAAUGAAGAACUGAGGUACUCACUGCGAUCUAUCGAGCGGCACGCGCCGUGGGUUCGGAAUAUUUUCAUAGUCACCAAUGGGCAGAUUCCGUCCUGGCUGAACCUUGAUAAUCCUCGAGUGACAAUAGUAACACACCAGGAUGUUUUUCGAAAUUUGAGCCACUUGCCUACCUUUAGUUCACCAGCUAUUGAAAGUCACAUUCAUCGCAUCGAAGGGCUGUCCCAGAAGUUUAUUUACCUGAAUGACGAUGUCAUGUUUGGGAAGGAUGUCUGGCCAGAUGAUUUUUAUAGUCACUCCAAAGGUCAAAAGGUUUAUUUGACAUGGCCGGUACCCAACUGUGCUGAGGGCUGCCCAGGUUCCUGGAUUAAAGACGGCUAUUGUGACAAGGCUUGCAAUAACUCGGCCUGUGACUGGGAUGGUGGGGAUUGCUCUGGUAACAGUGGAGGGAGUCGCUACGGUGCCGGAGGCGGAGGAACCGGGAGCUUGGGAGCUGUCCAGCCCUGGCACUUUGGCGGAGGAAUAAACAGUGUCUCUUACUGUAAUCAAGGGUGUGCAAACUCCUGGCUCGCUGAUAAGUUCUGUGACCAGGCCUGCAACGUCUUGUCCUGCGGGUUUGAUGCUGGCGACUGUGGGCAAGAUCAUUUUCAUGAAUUAUAUAAAGUAACUCUUCUCCCAAACCAGACUCACUAUGUUAUCCCAAAAGGUGAAUGCCUGCCUUAUUUCAGCUUCGCAGAAAUAGCCAAAAGGGGAAUCGAAGGCGCCUACAGUGACAACCCCAUAAUUCGACACGCUUCCAUAGCCAAUAAGUGGAAAACCAUCCACCUCAUAAUGCACAGUGGAAUGAAUGCAACUACAAUACAUUUUAAUCUCACACUUCAAAGUAGGGACGACAAGGAGUUCAAAAUCCAGAUCUCAGUCGAGGUUGACACAAGAGAAGAACCGAAACUGAACUCCACCACCCAGAGGUCUUACCAGACAUUGGUUAGCCCCGUAACACUUCUUCCAGAGGUGGAAAUCCCAUUUGAGGAUAUUCCCGAAGAAAAACGCUUCCCAAAGUUCAAGAGACACGAUGUUAAUACAACAGGGAGAUCCCAAGAGGAGGUGAAAAUUCCCCUGGUAAAUAUUUCGCUUCUUCCAAAAGAGGCCCAGUUGCGUCUCACUCACCUGGAUUUGCAACUAGAACGUGGAGAUAUCACUAUGAAGGGAUACAACCUAUCAAAGUCAGCCUUGCUUACAUCGUUUCUGAUGAACUCACAGGAUGCUGGAGUAAAAAUAAACCAGGCUGGCAUCACAGAGGAAAGAAAUGAGAGUGUGGCGGCCCCACUGGCGAAACGGGCUCACAGAAGCAUCUGGCCAAACAGCUUAGGAGAGAGAUUACAGAGGUCGACUUUCCCAGCAGAGACAAUAAAAGUGAAUGGCCACUACCAGCGUCGGACUCCACCCCAGGACUUGGGAACCAAAGCAAGCUUUCGAUCUGAAAGUCGGACCCAAAAAGUGGGAGGUGGAAGUGUGUCCAAAGAAAAGCUCUCAUCUCUGAUUGUUCCACAGAAAAACCAGGUGCCCAGAGAAAAGAAAAUCGUAGGGAAAGAACAAGAGGAAAACAGAAUGGAGGACAAUGCUGAAAAUCACAUAGGUGUUAAUGAAGUAUUGCCUGGAAGAAAGCUGCAACAUUAUACAGACAGUUACCCAGGCUUUUUGCCCUGGGAGAAAAAAAAGUAUUUCCAAGAUCUUCUUGAUGAAGAAGAGUCAUUGAAGAUGCAGUUGGCGUACUUUACUGACAGCAAACAUACUGGGAGGCAACUGAAAGACACAUUUGCAGAUUCCCUCCGAUAUGUAAAUAAAAUUCUAAACAGCAAGUUUGGAUUCACAUCUAGGAAAGUCCCUGCACACAUGCCUCACAUGAUCGACCGAAUAGUUAUGCAAGAACUGCAGGACAUGUUCCCUGAAGAAUUUGACAAGACAUCAUUUCACAAAGUGCGCCACUCUGAGGAUAUGCAGUUUGCUUUUUCUUAUUUUUACUACCUCAUGAGUGCAGUUCAGCCGCUGAAUAUAUCUCAAGUUUUUGAUGAAGUUGAUACCGACCAAUCUGGUGUCUUAUCUGACAGAGAAAUCCGAACACUGGCUACCAGAAUUCAUGACCUGCCUUUGAGUUUGCAGGAUUUAACAGGUCUGGAACACAUGUUAAUAAAUUGCUCAAAAAUGCUCCCUGCUAAUAUCACUCAGCUAAGCAACAUUCCACCAACUCAGGAAGCAUACUAUGACCCCAAUCUGCCACCCGUCACUAAGAGUCUGUUAACCAGCUGUAAACCAGUAACUGAUAAAAUCCACAAAACGUAUAAGGACAAAAACAAAUAUAGGUUUGAAAUCAUGGGAGAAGAAGAAAUUGCUUUUAAAAUGAUUCGUACCAAUGUUUCUCAUGUGGUUGGCCAAUUGGAUGAUAUAAGAAAAAACCCUAGGAAGUUUGUUUGCCUGAAUGACAACAUUGACCAUAAUCAUAAAGAUGCCCAGACAGUGAAAGCUGUGCUCAGGGACUUCUAUGAAUCUAUGUUCCCUGUACCAUCCCAGUUUGAACUGCCAAGAGAGUAUCGGAACCGUUUUCUUCAUAUGCAUGAACUGCAGGAAUGGAGAGCAUACCGAGACAAAUUGAAGUUUUGGACUCAUUGUGUACUAGCAACAUUGAUUAUGUUUACUAUAUUCUCGUUUUUUGCCGAACAGUUAAUUGCCCUUAAGCGGAAGAUAUUUCCCAGAAGGAGAAUACAGAAAGAAGCAAGUCCUAGUCGGAUCAGGGUAUAGAAGAUCUUCAUUCGAAAGUCAUCUACCUCGGCAUUCACUGAGCAUUUUAAAGCUUGGCAAAACAGAGAUGUCUUCAUGAUGUGAAGCUAAGCCAGCCAGGCCUGAAGAAGGAAAAACAUCCAGGACAAUACUUGUUUUGUGAUGUGAGUAUAGCCUGCUGACCAGGGAUGGUGAACAUCUGUGUGUUGAGCAGUUCUGAACUGGUUUUACUUUUAAAGCAUUUGCUCAUGGACCUGUCAUUCAUUUAAUGAAAAGGCUCACUGACAAGAGACAGCUGCCAAGUUCCCACGGCAACCACUGUCAACUACAACAUGAGAAGCCUAGGCCAGCUUGGGAUUGCUGGGAGAUUGGGAGAGACCCCAGUGUUUGCAUUCCAAAGCCUUUGCUGUGGUUCUACAGUUUUGGUCUGUGUUUCUUUUUUCAUUUAUCAUUUUUAAAAUCAAGUUAGCUACUAAGUUAGCUAGUAAUUCUUGCUUCUGAAAAUAAUGAAUUGGGAUAUCUAAACAUGUUUUUAAUCAGUGUUAUUUAAAUAAUGCAGCAAUAUCACCUCCUACUGGCAAUAUCUAAAUUAUUAAUUUUAUUAAUGUUUAAGACUAUUAAGUGGUCUUAAAUGACUUACAACUACUGACAAGCUCAAUGACUGACCUCUGGAAUACUUUGUCCUUGUUUCCUCUGUCCCCUAAGAAUACUGUGAUUUCAUGCGGAGGUCUAAUUGUAAAGGGCUAGACUUAAGUAGCAGAGCUACUUUUCAGAUGUAAUUAUGUUUUGGAAAUGUACAUAUUUGAACAGAAGUGACUCAUUUUAGAAAUGAGUACUGCUGAUGGUACUGGCCUUACAGUGUUGUCUUUUUUAAUAGCCAUCAGUAUAUUCCAGUUGAUUUUAUAUAAUGCAGGGAUGAGCAAACCUUUUCUGUAAAAAGCCACAUAGUAAAUAUUUCAGGCCAUAUCUGUUUCUGUUGCAUUUUCUUCUUUGUUGUUUAGUUUAAAACAUUUUUUUAAACUGUAAAAAUGUCAAAACCAUGUUUAGCUUACAGCUGUACAAAACCAGACCACUGGCUGGAUUUGGCCCCAAGACCAUUGUUUGCUGACCAUUGGGAUAGGGAAUUGGAAUUUUUAUGUAUGGGUAAGCCCUGACAUUCAGCCAUAUUUUAUUUAUAUCAUUAUGCAGUGGAUUUCUGGAGACCAGAUUCCAUGUGUCUUUUUGAACUCUGGCAGAUAUUUUAGAUCAGGAUCUCAACAGUAUUCUUUCAAAAUGACACACAUAUUUUGUAAAAAAGAACUUGUGAUGUAAAUAUUUUGUUUGUGCUGUAAGUUAUGUAUUUCAAAAACUAAAGUCUCAUAACAAUUUA
Molecule: messenger RNA, 5229 nt
Organism: Myotis lucifugus (little brown bat)
Lineage: Eukaryota; Metazoa; Chordata; Mammalia; Chiroptera; Vespertilionidae
Gene: GNPTAB
Product: N-acetylglucosamine-1-phosphate transferase alpha and beta subunits
Exons: 21
Coding region: 114-3881 (1255 amino acids)
Biological process (GO): N-glycan processing to lysosome; carbohydrate phosphorylation
Cellular component (GO): Golgi apparatus
Molecular function (GO): UDP-N-acetylglucosamine-lysosomal-enzyme N-acetylglucosaminephosphotransferase activity; calcium ion binding
Source: RefSeq, a predicted model, not a curated record